AUGCUUACUUCGGCCUUCAAGCGUUUUGCCGGACAGGAAACAAUUCUUAAGGCUCUUGCACGCACAGAUGUUGACAAGUUCAUCGAGGGUAUCGAUCGUAUUGUCGUUACAGUCGGCGCAAAAGGCGGUGUUGGUAAAUCUACAGUUGCUGUUAACACAGCUCUUGCUCUUGCUGAUAUUGAUAACACAGCAGGUGUAUUAGACUUAGAUCUCUUCGCUCCUUCAGUUCCACAGCUCUGCAACACAGUUACAAAUAAUCUUCAACUUUCAAAAGAGAAAAACUUCCUUCCAAUCUCAGCAUACGGUAUCGAAACUAUCUCUGUCGGUAAUGGCACAGAGAGAGAUCAGGCUUUGCUCUGGAAUAGCCAAUUUAUUCCAAAACUUGUCGAACAACUUUCAAAGAAAUCAGAAUGGUCGAAUCUCGAUUACCUCAUCGUUGAUGUUCCAUCAGGCAGCAUCGAAAUUCUUUCUGCUCUCAACGACCACGUUCAUAUUGACGGCGCGAUCGUUGUUACAGGCUGCGAUCAGUUAUCACAGACAUCUACACUUCGUACCAUUGAUGCUCUUCACAAACUGAAGAUCCCAGUCUCUGGUAUUGUUAAGAAUUUCGAUAAUGAGAGAUGCAUGCACUGCGGAACGCCAAUUAAGCACAAGCAACCAGCCGAUGCCAUCGAUGUCAGUCGCGAGACAAACGUAGACGUUCUUACUUCCAUUCCAAGAGAAAAUGCGAUCGCAAUUAGUGGCGAAAAGGGCUUCCCAGUUGUUCUUUCCGAUCCAAACUCCAAUGGUGCUGCAGCCUUCAGACAAUUAGCCCGUAAAAUCAUGGCAAAGGUUCCAAAGAGAACAGAAGAGCAAUUAAAGCAGAUUCUUAAGGAAAGAGAUGAAAAGAGGAAGCAGCAGGAAGAGCUUCUUAGAAAGAUAGAGGAGGAAUACAGAAAACAAAUCGAAGAAGAAAAGAAGAAUAUGGCAAAGGCUGAAGAAAAGAAAACAGAGGAAAAGAAAGUAGAAAACAAGUAA
This is a messenger RNA of Trichomonas vaginalis G3, 1017 nucleotides long. RefSeq names its product NUBPL iron-transfer P-loop NTPase (ParA) family. NCBI's taxonomy places the organism in Eukaryota, Parabasalia, Trichomonadida, Trichomonadidae. Gene Ontology annotation, molecular function: ATP-dependent FeS chaperone activity; 4 iron, 4 sulfur cluster binding; ATP binding. The record is from RefSeq and is a predicted model, not a curated record. Gene Ontology annotation, biological process: iron-sulfur cluster assembly. The transcript has a single exon. The coding region runs from base 1 to 1017 and encodes 338 amino acids.